CUGUGAGUCAGCCUGCUCCCCUCCAGGCUUGCUCCUCCCCCACCCAGCUCCUGUUUCCAAUGCACGUACACCCCGUACACACCGUGUCUGGGACACCGUACAGUCAGCCACAUGGCUCCCCUGGGCCCCAGUCCCUGGCUCCCUCUGCAGAUCUCAGCUCCUGCUCCAGGCCCCACUGUGCAGCUGCUGCUGUUACUGCUGCUCUUGGUACCUACCCAUCCCCAGCGCCUAUCCCGGAUGCAGGGGACUCCCUCCAUGGGAGGAGAUUCAUCUGGGGAAGAUGAUCCACUGGGCGAGGAGGACCUGCCCAGUGAAGAGGAUCUGCCUGGAGAGGAGGACACGCCUGGAGUGAAGACUGAAGCAGAAGAGGACUCUCUGAAGGUAGAGGAUCUACCCACUACGGCUCCCGGGGACACUCACAGGAACAACAAAGGGGAUGACCACAGUCAUUGGCGCUAUGGAGGCGACCCGCCCUGGCCCCAGGUGUCCCCAACCUGCGCCGGCCGCUUCCAGUCCCCGGUGGACAUCCGCCCGGAGCACACGGCUUUUUGCCCCGCCCUGGGACCCCUGGAACUCCUAGGCUUUGAGCUCCCGCCUCUCCCCGAACUGCGCCUCCGAAACAAUGGCCACACCGUGCAGCUGACUCUGCCUCCCGGGCUGGAGAUGGCCCUGGGUCCCGGGCGGGAGUACCGGGCCCUGCAGUUGCAUCUGCACUGGGGGUCUGCGGGUCGCCCCGGCUCGGAGCACACGGUUGGCGGCCACCGUUUCCCUGCCGAGAUCCACGUGGUUCACCUCAGCACUGCAUUUGCCAAAGUUGAGGAGGCCUUGGGGCGCCCAGGGGGCCUGGCCGUGCUGGCCGCCUUUCUGCAGGAAGGCCCAGAAGAAAACAGCGCCUAUGAGCAGCUGCUGUCUCAUUUGGAAGAAGUCGCCGAGGAAGACUCAGAGACUUGGGUGCCAGGACUGGACGUAUCUGCACUGCUGCCCUCGGAUCUCAGCCGCUACUUCCGAUAUGAGGGGUCUCUGACCACACCCCCCUGUGCCCAAGGGGUCAUCUGGACUGUUUUCAACCAGACAGUGAGACUGAGUGCUAAGCAGCUCCACACCCUCUCUGACUCCCUGUGGGGAGCUGAGGGCUCUCGGCUACAGCUGAACUUCCGAGCCACGCAGCCUCUGAAUGGGCGAACGAUCGAGGCCUCCUUCCCUCCUGGAGCGGAGCGGACUGUUGAGACUGUUCAGCCAGUCCACCUGAACUCCUGCCUCGCUGCUGGUGACAUCCUGGCCCUGGUUUUUGGCAUUCUCUUUGCUGUGACCAGCCUCGCCUUUCUUGUGCAAAUGAGAAGGCAGCAAAAACAUCCAAGUGGGACCAAAGGGACCGUUAGCUACCAUCCAGCAGAGGUCACCGAGACUGUGGCCUAGAGGCCUGGAACUUGGAGAAUGUGCCGAGAAGCCAGCCAGAGGAAUCUGAGGGGAGCUGGAGACUUGGGUCUGUCCUGCCUAUUACACCACUUCCUUUUUAGUGACCAAAGAUUUUUUUUAAAUAAAUGUUUCUAAUAAAAUAUGUGGAAGGUAGCUUUGUUCCCUAAAUCAG
Messenger RNA from Myotis lucifugus (little brown bat), 1588 nucleotides. RefSeq names its product carbonic anhydrase 9 (gene CA9). Lineage: Eukaryota; Metazoa; Chordata; Mammalia; Chiroptera; Vespertilionidae. Gene Ontology annotation, molecular function: carbonate dehydratase activity; zinc ion binding. Gene Ontology annotation, cellular component: plasma membrane. The transcript has 11 exons. The record is from RefSeq and is a predicted model, not a curated record. The coding region runs from base 112 to 1416 and encodes 434 amino acids.